AUGGAUUUCUCCAACCUCAAAGAACAGGUCAGCAACCUGACCUUGUAUGAUCUCAAGGCGGGAGUCCGCAAGGUCCAGAAUGCGGUCAUGAACUAUACCGAGAUGGAGGCCAAGGUCCGAGAAGCUACAAACAAUGAACCUUGGGGUGCCUCGAACACACUCAUGCAUGAGAUCGCCAGUGGAACCCAUAGCUAUCAAUUGCUUAACGAGAUCAUGCCUAUGAUUUACAAGCGCUUCACAGACAAGACCUCGGAGGAAUGGCGGCAGAUCUACAAGGCGCUCCAACUUCUAGAGUUCCUUGUCAAGAACGGAUCCGAACGAGUUGUCGACGACGCCCGCUCUCACAUGUCUUUGAUUCGGAUGCUCCGCCAAUUCCACUACAUCGACCAGAACGGAAAAGACCAGGGUAUCAACGUGCGCAACAGGUCAUCGGAGUUGGUUAAGCUGCUCGGUGACGUCGACUUGAUCCGCUCGGAGAGGAAGAAGGCCAGGGCCAACCGCAACAAGUUCGGUGGAUUCGAGGGUGGCUCGCACAUUGGCGGUGGCAUGUCCAGCUCCAGCUCCGGCAGGUAUGGUGGCUUUGGCAGUGACAGCCUCUCGUUUGGCGGGUACAGUGGAGGUGUCUACGGUGACGGUGGUGGAUUCGGAGGCAACACAGGCGAUUUCGGGGACUCCGGGAGACGUUCCAAUCGCUUCGAGGAAUAUGACGAGUAUGACGAGGGUGAUGCUAGUCCCCCGCGCCGGCGCGGGCCCAGUCCUCCCCGUGCUAGUGCUACUCGUCAGGCUAAGCAGCCGGCCGCUCCUGCUCCUAAGGCUCCCGAGCAAGACUUGUUCGACUUCGGAGAGGAGGAGACUGUCACGACUUCUGUCAGCGCCUCCAAGAAGCCUCCUGCUGACGACGACGACUUCGACGAUUUCCAAUCCGCCACCCCAGCGCCUGCGCCGGCAUCGUCAGCCCAGUUCGCCAUCCCCCCGCCGGCUUCCACUGUCAGCACGACCUCCAGCACGCAGUUCGCUGCCCCCAAGCCAGUCUCGGCCACGCAGGGUUCGAACCUGAACGGCAUUGUAGGCUUCACUUCGAUGACCCCUACCCCGACCUCUAGCACGAUGGCGUCUCCUACACUCUCGCAGAGCUCCCUGGCACAGGCCCAAAAGCCCGCGCAACCCAAGCCCAGUGGCUUCCAGGCCGCCACUCCCAACUACUUCACCUCCGUUUCUACCCUCUCCAAUACGACUCAGCAACCUGCUAUGGGCCACCGCCCCAACAUGCCCUCCACUUCCUCUUUCAGUUCCACCACGCCCUCUACCCCCUCUGCAGCCAGUAAGCCCGCUGCCACCAAGGCGUCCGGUGACGUCUUCGGAUCCCUCUGGUCCAGCGCGAGCGCCAGCGCCGGUAUUCAGAAGAAUAACACGGGCGGAAACAAGGGUCCUAACCUAGCCAGCAUGGCCAAGCAAAAGGCCAGCGCCGGCAUCUGGGGUGCCCCCGCUGCUUCGAGCAGUCCUGCAUUCAACCAGAGCAGCAACAGCGGGACGUCGAAGACAACGGGAAGCUCUGGACUAGACGACCUGUUGGGCUAG
This is a messenger RNA of Aspergillus niger, 1578 nucleotides long. RefSeq lists its product as uncharacterized. NCBI's taxonomy places the organism in Eukaryota, Fungi, Ascomycota, Eurotiomycetes, Eurotiales, Aspergillaceae. Gene Ontology annotation, biological process: Golgi to endosome transport; endocytosis. Gene Ontology annotation, cellular component: clathrin vesicle coat; endosome; plasma membrane. The record is from RefSeq and is a predicted model, not a curated record. Gene Ontology annotation, molecular function: clathrin binding; phospholipid binding. Bases 1 to 1578 code for a protein of 525 amino acids. The transcript is spliced from 6 exons.